Molecule: messenger RNA, 713 nt
Organism: Ilex paraguariensis (yerba mate)
Lineage: Eukaryota; Viridiplantae; Streptophyta; Magnoliopsida; Aquifoliales; Aquifoliaceae
Source: the annotation of a GenBank genome assembly
UCUAAUCAUCUCAUGCGCACAAAAGCCUUAACCUUCUUGUUAAAAGACAACAUAGCAGAAAAUUCCCAAGCUUUCAAAUUCUCUCCGGUGGCCGGAAAACCAACGUUAAAAUUCCCUCUCAAGGAUUUCCAACUUUCUAUUGAUCAAAAUGUGUCCUUUAAGGUUCAUCUUGGUGUUUUUCUCGGCGGUGUUGGCGGGAUAUUUUGCGUGGAAAACAGUUCGUUCUUUGCCGGAAAUUGAAACGGCGAUUUCGGAUGAUUCGAUGAGGGAGAAGGUAUCCUCCGAGGACAAAGAAAAACUUAAUUUGAUUAAGAUGGUUCAAAAUGGCUUCUGGCUAUUUGUUGACAUGGCCAGUGGGAAGUACUUGUGGAGGAAUCUGAGAGAGAUGAAAGAAUGAUGAGAAAGUGAAGAGCUGAUAGAAAUCAACAAAUGAAAGAAUCGGUUUUUUUCUCAUGAAAAAUUUCUAUUGACAAUCAAUCAGUGAAUUUAGGUAGAUAAAAUUUCUUCCAUACGAGAGCGGGCCUUAGCAUAACGAUAAGGUUGUUUCAUUGUAAUAUGAAGGUCACAGGUUUAAGCCGCGAAAAUAACCUAUUUAGUUGAAAGUAAAACUACGUACAUUUAACAACCCUAAACUUUGUAAUUCUUUCCACCUAUUUUUUUGAGAGUUCUUCUGUGUUCAAUAUGUGGAGAGAUCUCAAAGAGAUUGAGAUUUA